CGCACCGCCAGGCAGCCGUUCCAGCCCCACACCCUCCUUCCAGACACUUUUCAAGAGCUACCAUGGGCAACGGCGCAAAGGCACAGCAGAAGCGCGAGCGCAACGCCAAGGAGGCCAAGAAGGGCCCGACCUCGCAGAAGGCGGCGAACGCGGCGCAGAUGAACAUCAUUUGCACCAUCUGCAGGCAGUCGUUCUUCGUCACGACCAAGGCGCCCGACUUGCAGCAGCACGCCGACUCGAAGCACUCGAAGCAGCUCAAGGACUGCUUCCCGACGUUCGCGGCCUGAGCGUGUCGACCUCUCUUGCGUGCGACGAUUGUGCGGGACGAGUCGGACGAGCAAUCGGGUCCGGUGCGGUGGCGGGUGCGCGCAGGUGUGGCGCGCAGGUGUUGUAGAGCCUCUUCUCCUUUGGUCGCAUUUCCCCCUCCUUUCCUUCUUGCAAAGCCGGUGCUCUGCCUUCAGUC
Messenger RNA from Rhodotorula graminis WP1, 463 nucleotides. RefSeq lists its product as uncharacterized. The record is from RefSeq and is a predicted model, not a curated record. The coding region runs from base 63 to 287 and encodes 74 amino acids. Lineage: Eukaryota; Fungi; Basidiomycota; Microbotryomycetes; Sporidiobolales; Sporidiobolaceae. The transcript is spliced from 5 exons.